Messenger RNA from Megalops cyprinoides (Indo-Pacific tarpon), 648 nucleotides. It is a transcript of the gene nxnl1, whose product is annotated as nucleoredoxin like 1. The record is from RefSeq and is a predicted model, not a curated record. Gene Ontology annotation, cellular component: mitochondrion. Lineage: Eukaryota; Metazoa; Chordata; Actinopteri; Elopiformes; Megalopidae. Gene Ontology annotation, biological process: photoreceptor cell maintenance. Bases 1 to 648 code for a protein of 215 amino acids. The transcript is spliced from 2 exons.
AUGGUGGAACUCUUCUUGGGGAAGGUCCUGGUGAAGAACAACAAGGACCGGGACGAGCUGGACACGGAGCGGGAGAUCACCCUGCGGCUCCAGAACCGCAUCCUCAUGCUGUUCUUCGGCUCGGGCGAGUGCGAGCGCUGCCAGGAGUUCGCGCCCACGCUCAAGGACUUCUACAAGCGGCUGACCGACGAGUUCUACGUGGAGCGCUCCGCCCAGCUGGUGCUGCUCUUCGUCUCCAUGGACGAAACCGAGGAGAAGCAGGAGAAGUUCCUCAAGGACCUGCCCAAGCGGUGUCUCUUCCUGCCCUACGAAGACUCCUACAGGAAGGAGCUGGAGGUGAUGUUCGAGGUGGAGGAGACCCCCACCGUGGUGGUGCUACGGCCAGACGGCUCGGUGCUCUCCCCCAACGCCGUGGAGGAGAUCUCCAGCCUCGGCCCCGACUGCUACCAGAACUGGCAGGAGGCGGCCGAGCUCAUCGACCGCAACUUCAUGCUGGCCGAGGAGUUCGACGAGUCCAAGAUGCGCAGCUUGACUGACCCCCUGCGCAGGCUCAAGUACAAGGUGGAGACCAAGAAGAAGAAGAGGGCUACCGAUGAUGAUGAUGAUGAUGAUGAAGAGGAGGGCGGGGGGAAGGGCCCCUGGGGGUGA